This is a messenger RNA of Cicer arietinum (chickpea), 1584 nucleotides long. Its product is annotated as guanylate kinase 1-like. Gene Ontology annotation, cellular component: cytosol. Gene Ontology annotation, biological process: purine nucleotide metabolic process. NCBI's taxonomy places the organism in Eukaryota, Viridiplantae, Streptophyta, Magnoliopsida, Fabales, Fabaceae. Gene Ontology annotation, molecular function: GMP kinase activity. The record is from RefSeq and is a predicted model, not a curated record.
UAUUUGCGCCUACAAAUAUGAAAAUCCAUUCCCUUCUUUCCUGCACCUUCCUCUGCCGCCACUCUCUCCUCAUUCCAUGCUUCCCCCAAUUUUCAAACUCAAAAUCUAAACUAACAAUUUUAUUUUUCUUAUAAAUUCCUCUCUUUUUGGAUAUUUUUAACGUUCUUAACAGACAAAAAGUUUAACCUGUCUCCAUAGAAAAAGACCAAGCAGAGCUUGUUCUUUUCUGCACGUCAUUAUUUUGCUGCUGCAAUUAUCAUAAGGAUUGGAUUCAGGCAAAUACUUCUCUAUGGGAGAAGCACCAAAACUCAUUCCUCAUGGCCAGCAGAAUGAAACUAGUAAUGGAUCUAAAUUAGAAGACGAAACUUUCGAAACAGCUACUACCAUUGGCGAUAAAACGUAUGUCAUUGGUCGAGCUGAUGAUGAAACUUCAUCCAUCAAUGUUCGAAUUUUCGACAAACGUCUUGGAGAAUGGGUUAAUCGCGCCGUCCUCGGCACCAAACCAAUGUCAUUUGAAGGCCACUCUGCAGUGUCAUUGAAAGACCGAAUAGUAAUUCUUAAGAAGAAUCCUAAGCCAGAUGAUCAUACAUGGUUUUUGGAGGUUGACACUCAAUAUGUAAGGCAACAGCAGAAAGUUUUGGGGACUGAGGUUGUUGCAUGGAGUAAAGGUGUGAUAGGCAGUGUUGAGAAACCUGUUGUUAUUAGUGGUCCUUCUGGAGUAGGUAAAGGAACAUUGAUAUCAAUGCUCAUGAAGGAAUUCCCUUGGAUGUUUGGUUUUUCGGUGAGCCACACAACGCGUGCGCCAAGAGCUAUGGAGAAAGAUGGAAUCCAUUAUCAUUUUACUGAGAAGAGUAUUAUGGAGGAAGAGAUCAAAGAUGGAAAGUUUCUUGAGUUUGCUUCUGUGCAUGGUAACCUAUAUGGGACUAGUGUUGAGGCUGUUGAACUGGUAUCAGAUGCAGGGAAAAGGUGCAUUCUUGAUAUUGAUGUUCAAGGGGCAAGAUCUGUGAGAGCUAGUUCACUUGAAGCCAUAUUCAUCUUUAUCUGCCCCCCAUCAAUGGAAGAGCUUGAGAAGCGUCUUCGUGAUAGAGGGACCGAGACAGAAGAACAAAUCCAAAAACGAUUACGAAAUGCUCAGUCUGAAAUCGAGCAAGGGAAGUCAUCAGGCAUAUUUGAUUUCAUCUUAUACAAUGACAAACUUGAGGAGUGCUAUGAGAGUCUUAAGAAAUUAUUGGGACUUGAUGGUUAUGUCAUUCCUCCAUCCAAUUCAACAGAAAGAGAGAUUAGUCUCCCAAUGGAUCAUCAUUCGGUAUUGAAAAUUGAAGACAAAAUCCUCAUAAACUGCAACCCUUUAAUUGAAUCAAACAACAAGAUAAUGUUAGAUUUGUCCUCACUUGAAGGGGGUGCACCUGGAAGGACAAGAGGGCUCGAUUUUCGAUAUUCAACAGAAUGCAUCAACUUGACAUUCAAUUAGAAUGGUUUUUUUCUUCUCAAAUUCGGAUAAUAGGACACUUGAUGAGGUGCUAGGUUUAUUUCUUAAUAUUUUUACGUUUUGUUCUUUAAUUCUUAUAACGAUUGAUUUUGGCU